AUGGGACAGGAAGUCAUCAACCUCGUCCUGUUUCGCUACACGGAUGCCGCCUGCAAGGUCCUGGAUACAGGGGAGGGCGUCCAGCAGAGCUGGUUGCAGCUACCUUUGACAAAUUCGAUCUGCUACGAUGUUAACGUUGGCAUGCACUGCCAGUUUCGCUGCAACGUGAAGCUGACCUGCGAGUAUGCGACAGGAAGCGGCAUCAUGCUCGAGGAGUAUGGGGACACCACGUGCUCCGGCUCCCCGACCAGUUCUGUAGCGCUAGCUCGGCACCUCACCUGGCUUGGCGCCGUGAGCUGGUUCCAAGGAGCUUGCACGCCAGAUGGCAACGGCAUGUACAUGAAGUUCAACAAGCCUGUGACCUCCUAUCCGGACUGCAAAGCACAGGGCGCGGUGGAUGUUGGCGAAGGUGCGGAUGUGGCGUAUGAGGCCAGAUACUUCCUGCAGUUCUACUCGGACGCGAGCUGCACCAGUGAGUUUCAGGUGAAUGAGUUCAGCUCCUUCCAGUACAACAGAUUCCAGUGGAGGGUCUAUCGCGGGUCUCAGCACUGCCUUGACUAUGUAGAUGCAUCGACGCGCCCUUCCAAUUGGACCGCGGCGGUCAUAAACCCGAACGUCAUGAACUUCAAGCUGAUGUGCGGCAACAUGGAUGGCCUCGGCAACGGUAUACUUGUCCGGCGCCACAACGGGAAUAUCUGCUCUGGGACAUCUGCGGAUGCAGAAUACUGGAGAGAUGUGUUCUACCCCAUGAACCUCUACUUGGUGCAAGACUUCUUCAACGGGGAGUGCGUGGAGUGGGGUUCAAUGUUUGUGAAGUUUGACAAGCCGUGGAACACCAUGCACUAUCCUGACUGCUCGCAGUUUGCCUGCAAGUCGGGCUAUUGUUCCGGAGGACGACUGCAGCAGCCGUACACAGGAGCCACACCUUACAUGGGCGAGAUCAGGACGCCUGUCGCAAGAGCUCAAGUGCUGCCAAGUCAUGGGCUACACCAGGCGGCGGUUGGCUGGUGGAUCUUCAUUGGCAUCGUCGUUCACCUGGGUCUUGGGGCGGCUGCAUGGUGA
Messenger RNA from Symbiodinium natans, 1062 nucleotides. Lineage: Eukaryota; Dinophyceae; Suessiales; Symbiodiniaceae. The record is from the annotation of a GenBank genome assembly.